Messenger RNA from Chenopodium quinoa (quinoa), 651 nucleotides. Its product is annotated as 60S ribosomal protein L37a. Bases 127 to 405 code for a protein of 92 amino acids. Gene Ontology annotation, molecular function: structural constituent of ribosome. NCBI's taxonomy places the organism in Eukaryota, Viridiplantae, Streptophyta, Magnoliopsida, Caryophyllales, Amaranthaceae. The record is from RefSeq and is a predicted model, not a curated record. Gene Ontology annotation, biological process: translation. Gene Ontology annotation, cellular component: ribosome. The transcript is spliced from 5 exons.
ACCCGUAAAUAAAGAAGCAGAAGUAUAAAACCCUAACGUAACCCUAUUCUUUUUUUUCUCGUCACUUCGGCAGUUGCUUCUUCACCAUUUCAUUUUCUCUCUCUUUCGCCGUCGACAUUCUUCGCAAUGGCCAAGAGAACCAAGAAGGUUGGUAUUGUCGGGAAAUACGGAACCCGUUAUGGUGCAAGUCUGAGGAAGCAGAUUAAGAAGAUGGAAGUCAGUCAGCACAGCAAGUACUUCUGCGAGUUCUGCGGAAAGUACGCCGUGAAGAGGAAGGCUGUUGGUAUCUGGGGAUGCAAGGACUGUGGCAAGGUCAAGGCUGGUGGUGCUUACACUUUGAACACCGCCAGUGCAGUGACCGUGAGAAGUACAAUCAGGAGGUUGAGGGAGCAGACCGAGAGUUAAAUUAUUUCUAGUGCCUAUAUUUGGAAGACUUAGAAAUUUUGUAUUCGACUGAUCAUAAGUUUAUCUUGGAUCACUGUUUUUGAAUGUUUUGACAAGUUAGCAGUUAGUGCUAAACCAUAUCUUGAGUUUUUUGUUAAUUCCUUGUGCCUGUUUUACAUUGUGUUGGUUUUAUCUGCAAGCUAGACGUUUGUCAUUACAGUAUCUUCUCUGUGGCAUUUAGUAUUAAUGAUAUCAUAUUCUAAUGCA